GCCGGCGGAGGAAGAAUCAGUGGCGGCGGUGGUGCUUCACCUCAGGCUACAAACAGGAAGCUCGUCCGCGGCGCGGAGCUCCCACCUGAGUUAGGAGACAGCCGGCCAGAUGGUCGCCUCUUUCGCGGACCUUUUAUGCCUGAAACUCGUUUUGCUGUGAACCUUUACGAAGUUUGUUUGCCUGGUACGUCGUUAAAAGUCAUCUCAAGGCGGGCGACCCAAGAUCGGGGAUUUUACAUUUUGCAUCUGUUAUGUUCCCACUCCUCAACUGAUUAGCUUCACUUCCACGUCCACGCAUCGGUGAUGUAAGCGUGUUGUGUCACAUAUGCCCUGCGUGCGACCGUCUCUGUGCAGAUGCAGCUUUCCAGCCACUCUGUUGACAACCUCAACAUCGCACAGAUGCAUAGAAAUUAAGGAACUUUGGCUAAUAACAGGUCCUUAUGGUUGAGGUGGUGUGUGGUGCCCUUUGCCAUGCCUCCAGCCAUGACAGACCUCCUGGACAUAUGGGCAGACCACUCGCCCUUGGCUGGCCAUGCCCCGGACCAAGUCACAGUGGACUUUCUGCUUCCCACUGGUAUCUACAUUCAAAUGGACGUUCCGCGCGAGGCUACCUUUCAACAUAUCAAACUGCUCUUAUGGAAACAGGCUCAGACAUUCCCAUUGUUUCCUGUCUUGGGCGAGAUGGAAAGCCACAUGUUCGAAUGUGUCAACCAGACGGCCGUACACGAAGAACUAGAAGAUGAAACUCGCAGACUUUGUGAUGCUCGUCCCUUCUUACCGGUUCUCAAGUUGGUGACACGCAACUGUGGCCAAGCAGAACGGCUACUGGAUUCAAAAAUUGGCGUGCUUAUUGGCAAAGGCCUUCAUGAACUUGAUGGCAUGAAUGACCAGGAAGUAAAGGACUUUCGCAGUAAAAUGUCUCGCAUCAGUGAAGAGAGAAUGCAGCGUCUCCAGAUGAUGACGUGGACAGAGUGGCUGCAAGCGUGUUUUUCCCCACAGCUCGAGCCAAGGAUCAUCAACGAUGGACUCAAUGACUGCUCAGCUGACUUAAAAGUCAUCAUCCACGUUGAUCAAUCUCAGGAUUCUGCCAGUCUGAAAGUGCCUGCAUCCUGCAACCCUGCUGAGCUGGUGGAACUGGCUUUGAAGAAGUGGUUGACCUCUCAUGGGCACAAGGAGGAGGCAUGGACAGGACAGUAUGUACUGAGAGUCAGCCAUUGCAUGGAGUUCCUCUGUGGAGACCAUGCUCUCUGUGAAUACAAGUAUAUACGCACUUGCAUGAAGGCGAAGGAGUCUCCGCACCUUACCCUGGUCUCCACCAGCACAGUCAAGGCCAUGUUUGAAAAGGAAAUUACUGCCAUUGGAGCAGUAGUCAGUCGGAAGUCCUCCAACCCACCUUUGCCGCUACCUCCCAAAAGAAGGGUUCCCAUGCAUGCACAGAUUUGUGUGUGGAACGUUCCAAGCCCAUUUAAGAUAGUUCUAUUGAAAGGCAGCAAGGUGAACGCAGAGGAGACCGCUAAGGUUCAAGUCAGGGCCGGGCUUUUUCAUGGAACAGAGCUGCUGUGCAAACCAGCUGUGAGCAGUGAGAGCAGUGGACGUUCAGAGCACACAUGGAAAGAAAGCACAUUAGAGUUUGACAUCUCUGUCUGUGACCUGCCGCGGAUGACACGCCUCUGCUUCGCCAUUUAUGCCGUCAUGGAUAAGGUCAAGAAGCAGAAGUCCACCAAAAACACCCAUCCAAACAAGUACCAGACCAUUCGCAAGGCAGGAAAAGUGCACUACCCCAUUGCCUGGGUUAACACAAUGGUGUUUGACUACAAAGGUCAGCUAAAGAUAGGAGAUAUCAUCCUUCACUGCUGGUCUUCAUUUCCUGAUGAACUUGAAGAGAUGCUGAACCCCAUAGGAACUAUUCAGACCAAUCCGUACACUGAAAAUGCCACAGCUCUGCACAUCAAUUUCCUAGAAUACUCACCGCACCCCAUCAUUUUCCCUCCCUUUGACAAGAUCCUGGAAAAAGCUGCAGAAAUUGCCAGAGCAAGUGACUGUUCAUCUAUGGGUCGUGGAGUUAAGAAGUUCUACAUUGAGCUGAAGGAGAUCAUGGGGCGGGAUCCUCUCUCUCAGCUGUGUGAGAAUGAGAAGGACUUGAUCUGGACACUGCGCUACGACUGCCGAGAAAAUUUCCCUCAGUCACUGCCCAAGCUGCUGCUCUCCGUCAAGUGGAGCAAACAUGAGGACAUGGCCCAGCUGCAAGCACUGCUUCAGAUUUGGCCCAAACUGUGUCCUAGAGAUGCGCUGGAGCUUCUGGAUUUUAACUACCCAGAUCAAUAUGUCCGAGAGUACGCUGUACGCUGUUUGUAUGAUAUGAGUAAUGAGGAGCUGUCACAGUACUUGCUACAGUUGGUGCAGGUGUUGCGCUAUGAGCCCUAUUAUGACUGUGCCCUUACCCACUUCCUGCUGGAGCGAGCCCAGGGGAACCGCAAGAUUGGGCACUUCCUCUUCUGGCACUUACGGUCAGAAAUCCACAUGCCUGCUGUUUCAGUUCAGUUUGCCCUCAUGCUUGAAGCCUACUGUCGAGGCAGUAUCCCUCAUAUUGAGGUUCUAAAGAAACAGGUGGAAGCCCUGAGUAAGCUAAAAUCAGUGAAUGAGCUAAUAAAGCUGGGAACCAUGAAGAAUGCUCGGGGUAAGACAAAGGAGGCAAUGUUGACCAAGGAGGCCAUGAUGACUUGCCUAAGGCAGAGUGGCUACUCAGAGACUCUGUCUGACCUCCACUCUCCUCUAAAUCCCAACAUCCUGCUGUCAGGCAUGAAUGUGGAAAAGUGUCGCUACAUGGACUCCAAGAUGAAGCCACUCUGGAUUGUUUACAACAACAAGUUGCUGGCUGGAGACACCUUGGGAAUCAUCUUCAAGAAUGGGGAUGAUCUAAGACAAGAUAUGUUGACACUGCAGAUUUUGAGGUUAAUGGAUUUGCUAUGGAAGGAGGCUAAUCUCGAUCUCAGGGUAGUACCAUAUGGUUGCCUAGCGACAGGUGACCGAGCAGGGCUGAUUGAAGUUGUGUCAUCAGCCAACACAAUUGCCAACAUCCAGUUGACUAGCUCCAAUGUGGCAGCCACUGCUGCUUUUAACAAGGAUGCUCUGCUCAACUGGCUCAAGGAACGGAACUCUGGCGAUGCUCUUGAUCGGGCCAUAGAGGAGUUCACGCUGUCAUGUGCAGGCUACUGUGUAGCCACAUAUGUCCUCGGCAUUGGGGACCGCCACAGUGACAACAUCAUGGUCCGCAGCACAGGACAGCUCUUCCACAUAGACUUCGGUCACAUACUGGGCAACUUCAAGUCAAAGUUUGGCAUAAAGAGGGAGCGUGUGCCAUUCAUCCUCACACACGACUUUAUCCAUGUCAUACAACAGGGCAAAACUGGUUACACUGAAAAAUUUGGCAGCUUCCGUCAGUACUGUGAGGAGGCCUAUCUCAUCUUGAGGAAGAAUGGGAACCUCUUCAUCACACUGUUUGCCCUCAUGCUUACUGCUGGCCUGCCUGAGCUCACGUCGGUCAAAGACAUCCAGUACCUCAAGGAUUCCCUGGCUUUGGGCAAAACAGACGAGGAGGCACUGAAACAGUUCCGCCAGAAAUUUGAUGAGGCCCUGAGGGAGAGCUGGACAACCAAAGUCAACUGGAUGGCCCACAAUGUUGCUAAAGACAACCGCUCCUAAAGCACCAGAGACACGUUGAAGGCAACCACAUAACAGGGUGAUCCGCUGUAGCUCUUUUGGAUUGUGUGGUGGAUUUGACACUUGUUAGAACUGAAUGGGCACAUGCUCUAACCACACCCCUGAGCUCCUUUAAACAUUCCUCGAUGCAUUAAAGGACCAUCACACCAAUGGGAAGUCCAUCUUGAGAGUGGUGCUGAAAGUGUACCCUCCAUCUGUGGGCAGAUUGUAUUUUUUUAUGAUUAGAUGUCUUUAUUCCUGCUCUCUCUGCUACAGAAUCGUGACCCUUUUGUUUUCAUUUUAAAAUGACUGACUUAAAACUGUUUGGACCAUUAAACAAACAUUUUAGAAAAAAAUGCUUUUUUUUCUUUUUGCCCUAAAUCCAGUCAAGUCAUAAACAACAGUUACUACCAUCUUUUUUUAAUAGACUGCCACCCAACGACAAAUGGACUUAUGAGAAAUGCGUAAGAGCAACUUAUCGCUGGCCUUAUCCAGGAAUGUGCAAAUGUUUUCCCCACUCUAUUCAGUUUUUAUAUGCUCUAUUAUUUUGGACUUCUUGUGAACCCCUCAAGCAUCUGCUUCUGUAUGUGUAUUGUGUGCAAUAUCCAUCAAUGAAUAUAGAAACCAUAUCUACAGUACAUAUAAAGCCCCUUAGGCCUAAGCCUAUACUGUGUACCACUAUGUGUCAGACACUGGAUAUUGUCAAAUGUACAGGCUUGUUUACUUUUCAAUAAGUUUUAUGAAUUAAAAGUUAUUUUCCACUGUG
This is a messenger RNA of Phyllopteryx taeniolatus (common seadragon), 4465 nucleotides long. It is a transcript of the gene pik3cb, whose product is annotated as phosphatidylinositol-4,5-bisphosphate 3-kinase, catalytic subunit beta. Gene Ontology annotation, biological process: phosphatidylinositol-mediated signaling; cell migration; phosphatidylinositol-3-phosphate biosynthetic process. Lineage: Eukaryota; Metazoa; Chordata; Actinopteri; Syngnathiformes; Syngnathidae. Gene Ontology annotation, molecular function: 1-phosphatidylinositol-3-kinase activity; 1-phosphatidylinositol-4-phosphate 3-kinase activity. Gene Ontology annotation, cellular component: cytoplasm; plasma membrane; phosphatidylinositol 3-kinase complex. The record is from RefSeq and is a predicted model, not a curated record. The transcript is spliced from 25 exons. Bases 472 to 3702 code for a protein of 1076 amino acids.